GCAAACAAGUAUAGAUAUCAAAGACAUAAAAACCGAACCUGGGAGCAACACAAACGAAAAGCACGGACAAAUGGGUCUCGAAGAUAUUGAUUUUCAAGAGAAGCGAUAUGAAGUAGAGAUCACUGACAUUGAAGCGUCUGAUGGUUUGUUAUUCGAAGAAGUUGCAACACUGCUGAGUAAGAGUGCUCAAAGAAAAGAGCGACGCAAAGCAUUUCUAGAGAAGAAAGAGAAGAGAUCAAGGAAUGAUCCAACCACAACAAAAGUUGUCAUUCAUGAUAUUGUCACCAAAGCUUACAGCUGUUGUAGCCUGCCUUACUUCUGCGAGAUUGUCUCUUCUGUUCUAAAAAGCAAUCACACGGUCCAGCUUGUUAGGAACAUAGGUUUUGGCUAUCUGUUGGAAUUGGAUGACUGCUUUAUCCCCAGACCAUUUGUUCAAUGGAUCGCUGACAAUGUUGACACACAAGCAGAGGUAAUUGUGUUCAGCAAGGACAUCAUUCCACUCAAUUGUGAGUCAGUGCAGUUUGUGUUGGGAAUUCCAUCAGGAGAAAAAAUCAUAAACAUGAAAGAAGAAGAAGCUGGCAAGCAAGCAUUUCUUGCUCUUUUUGGGUUGACAGAAGUCCCAACAAUCAAGUCUUUUGGUAACAAGCUCUUGUUUGAAAAGUUGUGUGACAAUGACUUCCUUCGUUGUUUCAUGGUUGUAGCAUUAGCAACAUUUCUCUGUCCAACAUCGAAUACAAAACCAAGUACAAAAUACAUGGGUGCUCUACUUAAUGUGGAGGAGAUCAAGGAAUUAAAUUGGUGCAGGUUUGUGCAUGAAUGGGAAAUGGUGUAUAUAAAGAAAUACCAAAAGGAAAAGCUGAAGCAAAAUCGAACAACAAUGACAUUAGGAGGGUGCAUAUACCACAUAGCAGUCCGUUGCUUAGAUUACAUUGAUUUUGGAUCAAUCCAGGUGGCACCUUUUAUGCCUAGGAUAUGUGUUUGGAAAGGACAAAUGAUUAAGCAUUUCAGUGACAUGACAAUUGGAAAAGAUGGAAAAUAUGGACCUCUAUGAAUAAAAAAAGAAAUAGAGAUGUGUUAUAAAGAAGGAACAUGUGAGUGGGCAAGCACCAUGAAGAAUACAAAUUUUAGGAAAGCGAUUAAGAUUGCUGCAGGAAAAUUUUUGUCUGAGAAG
Messenger RNA from Hordeum vulgare subsp. vulgare (domesticated barley), 1171 nucleotides. RefSeq lists its product as uncharacterized. Lineage: Eukaryota; Viridiplantae; Streptophyta; Magnoliopsida; Poales; Poaceae. The record is from RefSeq and is a predicted model, not a curated record. Bases 71 to 1051 code for a protein of 326 amino acids. The transcript is spliced from 5 exons.